This is a messenger RNA of Cuscuta epithymum, 997 nucleotides long. NCBI's taxonomy places the organism in Eukaryota, Viridiplantae, Streptophyta, Magnoliopsida, Solanales, Convolvulaceae. The record is from the annotation of a GenBank genome assembly.
AUGAGAUUGACUCCUAUCUUUUUCUUAUGCAUAUUCAAAUCGUCAUUCGUUUUUAAUUCCGAUAAAAACACUAUUGCGUUGAUCACAUCGUUUUUUGUUUUUGGAACCUCAUCCACCGAAGCAAUCUUGGAUGCCCUUAGAAAGCUCCCGUGAGAUACAUCCAUUGGCAGUGCUAUAGAUUCACCUAUAUCAACAUCGCUCCCUCCUAGACUAAACCAGUCUCCAACGUUAUUGCUAAUAGCAAUUAGGUAGAGGUCAUGGUAUUUGAACUUGCUCAUACAAUUGUAUUUCCUUUCAUUCUCUUCAAAGGAAAAGUUGACAUGUAUGAAUUUGCUGUCUUUUUCAUUUGGAGGGGCCUUAGGGAGUACAUUGAUGUUUGAAAUUUUUCUUUCCAUCUGUCCUAAGGCAUCUCGCCAGUUAUUUACAAACGUACCGUGCCCUUCUGCAGCACGAUUGGCAUCAAAGGUAGUCUCUUGCUCAAUCUGCAUAAAUGGUUGACACCCUUUGGAAUGAGAUUAUUUGCAGAUUGAGCAAGAGACUACCUUUGAUGCCAACCGUGUUGCAGAAGGGUACGGUACGUUUGUAAGUAACUAGCGAGAUGCCUUAGGACGGAUGGAAAGAAAAAUUUCAAACAUCAAUAUACUCCCUAAAGCCCCUCCAAAUGAAAAAGACAACAAAUUCAUACAUGUCAACUUUUCAUGUGAAGAGAAUGAAAGGGAAUACAAUUGUGUGGGCAAGUUCAAAUACCAUGACCACUAUCUAAUUGCUAUUAGCAAUAGUGCUGGAGACUGGUUUAGUCUAGGAGGGAGCGAUGUUGAUAUAGAUGAAUCUAUAACCCUGCCAAUGGAUGUAUCUCACGAGAGCUUUCUAAGGGCAUCCAAGAUUGCCUCGGUGGAUGAGGUUCCAAAAACAAAAAACGAUGUGAUCAACGCGAUAGUGUUUUUAUCGGAAUUAAAAACGAAUGACGAUUUGAAUAUGCAUAAGAAAAAGAUAGGAG